Messenger RNA from Anthonomus grandis grandis, 6027 nucleotides. It is a transcript of the gene CrebB, whose product is annotated as cyclic AMP-responsive element-binding protein 1. The coding region runs from base 225 to 1223 and encodes 332 amino acids. Gene Ontology annotation, biological process: regulation of transcription by RNA polymerase II. The record is from RefSeq and is a predicted model, not a curated record. Gene Ontology annotation, molecular function: DNA-binding transcription factor activity, RNA polymerase II-specific; RNA polymerase II cis-regulatory region sequence-specific DNA binding; protein binding. NCBI's taxonomy places the organism in Eukaryota, Metazoa, Arthropoda, Insecta, Coleoptera, Curculionidae. The transcript has 9 exons. Gene Ontology annotation, cellular component: nucleus; transcription regulator complex.
AUGCGACGGGCACAUCCGGGACGUAGGGGAGCGCGAGGGGGCCACCGCGACCCACCGGAUCCGCCAUCGCUGUGACGCGCACUCGUGUUCAGCGUUCAGUUCUGACGGUGUGACGACCGCCCAGAAAUUUGACGUGGCUACUACGUAUACCCAGUUUUACCCACUCCGAGUGCAGCAAACUUGGUGACGAGGAAUACGUAAGUGGUGCCGAAAGGCUUUACAACAUGGACGCGAUUGAGGAAAAGUGCGAUCCAUUAUCGACGGCCCCAGAGAGUCCAAUAGCAUCAUCGGUAGGGACCAUCAUUAACAACAACAACUCUCAAUCCCAUCUGGUGGCAGCCACUAACAUUGUUCAGCUUACCAUUCCCCAUUCGCAGGCAAUGAUGCCCUUUAAAAUCCCACAAAAUAUGUAUAAGGAGCACACAGAUCUGAACCAAACACUGAUGCCCUUUAAAAUACCACAUAAUAUUAUGUUGAAGGAGCACACAGAUCUAAACCAAGUACAAAGUGUCAUACAGCCAAACCAACAGUCGGUCAUACAGACAGCAGCCAACAUAGCGCCUAUUAAGGGAAACGUUAUUUUACUCAGCAAACCGAAUUCUGUAAUACAGACGACGCAGGGUCUACAGGCGGUUAGGGUAGUCGAAGCUGCAGGGAGCGACGACAGCUAUUCAGAUGAAGAAUCUCCGAAGAAAAGGCGGGAUCUGCUGACGAGGCGGCCUUCAUACCGGAAAAUACUCAACGAUCUUGGCGGGGGUGAGAUUGCUGGUUUUGUUACGAUGUUCGCAGAGCCCAAGGUCGAGCAGAAUUCCUCGGAGGCUGACAGUGAGUUGUCCUCACACUCAAUCCCAUACCACACAGUUCUACCAGCGACAGCGAUACAAAUAUCAAGCGGCGAAGGCGGCCAGGGUAUUCACACCUUAACGAUGACCAAUUCAACUGCGGGCGGUGCCAUCGUUCAAUACUCACCUGGACAAGAAUUCUUUGUUCCUGUAGUGACGCAGGGCGGCGGUUUGGGCCAAGGGGGCGGCGAAGACCAAGCGCGUAAACGGGAGAUGCGACUAUUGAAAAACCGAGAGGCGGCACGGGAAUGCCGGCGAAAAAAGAAAGAAUACAUAAAGUGCCUGGAGAAUCGGGUGGCGGUGCUGGAAAACCAAAAUAAAACCCUCAUCGACGAGCUGACGGCACUUAAAGAACUUUACUGUCAACAGAAGACGGAAUGAGAAAUUGCACACGUUGUUUUUUAUUCGGUACAGUAUAUUGUACAUUUAUACGGGAGACAUGUUGUACAUUUACUUAUAGGUGACGGACACGGUAUCUCAGCUUUUAUGGGAUUUGUAGAAUAUUUCUUGAAAGAAUUUCUGGUCUUAAGGUGGGUUCUGAUUGACUGAUCUGAGUGGGUGGGAAGAGACGAAAAAUGUUAUUAUUUAAUGUUUUCAUGCUUAGGGUAGCGACAUUACUUGCCCUUAGAGCAAUUAUCGUCAAUUAACGAAACGAUUUGUUUAAAUCAAAUAGUAUGUGGAAAGGCUUGUGACAGAAUACGUGUAACUUUAACCUAAGCCAAUGUAAAUAUAAAAUAGAUAUUUUUUUUACCCAAACAACCUUUCGCUGUUUACCAAAACCAAGUUUUUUAGGGUCCUACUAUAUUUAUAUUUUUUCAAGAAAAAUCUUGUUAGUACAGACCUGCAAGAGUGCCUUGUAUAGAUGUGUAGUCCAUUUUCUAAUUUUGUAUUAAUCAAAGGAUAUGUGGUCUUCAGUUUGUAAAACUGGUUGAGGGAGGUAUACGUUUUUACCCACGGGUUUAAUUUUAUUUGAGCCAUAAUCAAGCAAGUUGAUUGGUUGUAUGAGUUUAAAGCGCUUAAAAUGAAUAACUUAAUAUGAAUUCAGAGUCUCUAAGAUUGGCCAAAAGAGUUAAGUUUUGCUAUAGAUCAAGUAUAUAGCAAAAAAAGAGCUUGACCAGAUAUUGGAUUUUAAUAAAAAAUCUUUUAAUAAAUUAUUUUUUUUUAAUGGUUAAAGAUUUUUUAGGGGAUUUUGUUAUCGCGGGUGCAACAUUUAAACGCAUUUAAAGUUUUUUACUUGUAAAAUGAAAUAAAAUUUCAAUAAAAUCCUUCUUUAAAGGAUAACAUUUUAACCUGUUUUAUUUUGAUUUGUUAAUAAGAAUUCAAUUGAAAUACAUAAAUAAUUACUAGGAAUUUUUUAAAAGCUAUCGCGGGUGCAACCAAAUUGGUCCACCAUUUUCAAGAUUCUGAACAAAAACACAAAAUUCUGUUAAAUAUUGAACUUUUAUUAUAUUAUGCCUUCAUAUUUAAAAGCCAAUACAAUAAUUAACCAAACUAAUCAUUGAAAUGAUACAAAACUUAGUAUAAUAGCAAGAAUUUUUUUACUUUUAAAGCGAUCGCGGGUGCAACAUGUCUAGCAUAAGUGAACAUAAACCUUAUUAUAAUUAUAUACAUGGCAGAAUUAUAACAUAAGAAUAAUAUGUAUUACCACCUAGCACACUUACGUGUUAUUAAAGGUUACUAUUUCUUUUCAAAUACGUCAAUAUUCGUCGAAAAUUCUAUUAAAAUGUCAUUGCCAUCAAGCUUCUUUUCUGGCACUUCUAAUUUUGCGAUAAUGUCUUUAAAUUGAACGUCUGCUAUGUCAUUUACGACUUCACUGAAGCGUUUGCCAUCAAUCGUCUUCAGAAAUUGUACUCUAACGUCUCCAUCUUCAUCUAUAUCGCUCUGGCACACACCCACAUAGCGAUAUUGUAUAACAUUUUUGCCAGACUUACAAGGCAGCUGUACCAGUAUAUACGAACCAGCGCAAAUGUCUUUUGAUGAGAGACCAGUGACAGCACUACUCGUACUUUCAGGAAAUGUUUCUGCUGGUAAUCUCGAGGCAACAGACGUGGUCGGAGCGUUAUCUUCCCAAGAUUCCUCAUCGGACUCACUAUAAACAUCGGAAACGCUGAGUUUUGUCCUAUGUGGUGUGAAGCAUGUUGUCUGAUCAGAUGCUGAAGGCACAGAUACAUUAGGACACAAUUUUUUGUCGGGAAACAAACGUAUGAGAGGUUCUAAAUCUUCAUCGUCCCAAUCACUUUCUGUAGUAGUGGCAGAAACAUCAGAGCACAGAGUUUCUUUGUCUGCUGAAAGUAGAAGUGUAGGCUCUAAAUCUUCAUCCUCCAAAUCACUUUCCCUUUCUGAGACAGAUUUUAAAACCAGUGUCCUGGACAAGAGACUGAGAAGUUCGUGACACAGUUAUGCUGUUGCCCUCUUUAGAUUUGAAGAAAUGUUUUGAUUGAAUGCCUGGUAUAUUCUUCAGCCCUUCCUAACUCUUAUCUAACAUAGCCUUUUUAGCUUCAACUUGUUCCUUAGAUACAAAUAUAAAAUAAAUGUUGGUAGAGAGACUGCGCGCAAGGUCAUAGAAUUCUUGGGCACUGUUUACGAUAGCUCUUCGGGACUUCACAGCAAUCCACACUGAUCUUUUGACACUUCCCCCGAUUCCAUCGACUGCACCUUUGCCAUGUGAGGCAGCAAAAAAGUUUCAUUCGAGGUGAGUGAAUCCAUGUUCUACCUUGAGUUUAUUUAAGCUUGCCAUUACAUACCGAUUCUUGAAUUGAGCUCCGCAAUUAUCGCUGAGGAUAUAUAUAGAUUUAAUAUUGUCGUUAAUUGACUUGAUAUACUCAAAAAAGAGUCUCUUCUGUAGUUCUCUUGUUCUCUCUGUAAGUAUCUCUUCUGUAGAAAGAGAUACACUGUGUAUUUACUGUGGUUUAAUUCAUCACUUACUAUGACCACGGAAUGAAGUUUGUCGAAAGUCCAAAUACAGCACGUAAAAAGCGUAACUUGUCCAUGAGUCCAAUGUGCUGAUUGUAUUUCGUCUUGACUGACAAGCCCAUAGUUCUCGACAAAGUCUAUUUGUACAACGGCUUUCUCGCUGGUUAGGUUUUGUUUUGCAUUUUGAAAAUACUGGGACUGAACAUUUUUAAUGAAAAAAUGCAGCUUGAAUCUAGCGGUUAUCACGUAGUUCAUCUAGCGCUGCAUCAAAAGGUUUGCUAACUACGAUCUGUUUUGGUCUCUGGUGCAGAAAAAUCCAUGCUUUCCAAUUAACACUAGGAUUUGAAUCUACGAUAAUAUCCCAAAUGUUUGAUUCCUUGCAAACAUCGCAACUGUUGGACAUGCAAUCUUCAUUAUCCACACUACAUCAUACCUGGUUCAGCAGUUCUCGGUGUGCUUUUGGGAAGUCUGUUGCAUAUUUUAAAAUUGCGAGAAGAAGGUUAAUAUAAUUUGAGUGUGUUGUACAUACACAUACAUUAUGAGGCGUAUCGUUGAUAGGCAGAAUGUGAGCCGGUCUUUCUUUGUAAAAAAGAGUUUUACCAAUCGAUGUGUCCGGGUAAGUGGUUUUAAAAAGUUCAAAGGCCUCUCGGAUGCUCAUAACCAUUGUUCUUUUCUGGAUUCUCAACUUUGUUCCCGAAUUUGACUUUAUGGAUUUUACAUCUUUUAUUCCAGGCAUUUGUCUGCUAAUAUCGUCCCUGCCAGAAAAAAUCACAAAUCUGUUUCUUGACUUCAUCUGUGAGUUUCCAAGGCUUUUUAGCGAAGUCAUUGUUUUCAGAUACAGCAAGUUGGUAUUCAGCAGCAAUUUUUUUUACAACUUCCACUACUUUAUUUGGGCUUGCUGGUAGAUUACGCCUCACUUUUGCUACUGCUUUUCCCAAUGUGCGAGGACUACUGUAGCUAGCACCUGUUUUUUUUAUUUUUUUCUUCUUUACGACGCUUUCUGCGCCUGCAUUCUUUCUCUAGAUCUGAUUCUAGCCAACAACUUCAAAUCUUCAUCUGUCUCCAUUUUUCUUUUCAUUGCUUCUCUUCGAUUCGAAUCACGAGCCCUUUCUCUUCGGAGAUGGUCUGCAUGAGGUUCAGCAUUUUCUUUUAAUUUUCUCCUAUAUUUCUGCGAAGCAGUUUCUUUCUGUGGUUCUUCUGACCUCUUAUCCAUUUUUUCUAUAAAAAAAGAGCAAAAUAUUAACUUAUACCAAGGUUUAAGUUAUUAUUUUGCUCUUAAUCAGGUUGCCUGGUUACUUUAUUAUAAAAUAUAUUAAAUGAUAUGCGAUAAUAUUUAUAGUUAAAUAGGUUGCACCCGCGAUCGUAAAAUCGCCAUCGCGGGUGCAACCAAAUUGAGUCAACGUUUACUUAAAAUCAACUUAGAAUAUAUUCCUACUUACGAUUGAUUAAAAUUUCCCUCUGGUUUCUUCUUACUAUUUAUAAAGUGUCACAACGUUAGCAAAUUACUUCUUUGAGAAAUCUAAACUUGUAUAUCUUUUAAAUGGCGGGUGCAACAAGCUAUCAAUAGCUUUUUGUAGUCAAUAAUAGUUAAAAGGUAAUAAGGUAAUAACAAGUACUUAUUUGCCUUUGCACGAACGAAUAAACGAAUGUAAACACCACAAUAUUGACUAAUAAAACAUAACCUCAAACUGUCAGUAACAGCUGUUUCACGCGAUGUUGCCACGUACACAUUUUCCGUUUUGCACCAAACCCGAAUGUAAGUGUUUUUUAACGAGCAAAAAAUUGAAAUAUGAAAUAAAUAGUCCGAAAGUAGUUUUAUUAGAAAAUAUAGAUUUUCUUCUUUGCAUUGACAUUAAAAAAAAUAUCAUUUACUGCGAUUUAUAAUUCUUCGUCAAAAAUCGUCUACAGCGGAAUCGCCCUUUAGUAGAAAAGAAAGUAUUAAUAUGGAACCUCAUAUUGUUACUGUCUAGAAAUUUGUUUUGUUUUUUUGUGGUAAGGAAGACCGGGGAUGGCCAUAUCCAAUGCCACCGCUUUUGUUUUUCCAUGCUUUUGUCUCUCAAUGGCCUUGUGACAUAAGUUAGUAUGUCGCCCGCAGAUCUGUUUUUUCUAAAACCAUAUUGUCUGUCGUUGAUGUUUUUCCAGGUAUUUUAGCAGUUUUGCGUUAAUGAAUCGGUUGCACUGCAGCGAUUUUCCAGGACGAUGGAAAAGUCCCCUGUACAUAAGAUAGGUUUUGAGACAGUCAGUCUUUUGGAGAUAAGAUUGUCGAAAAUAA